This is a messenger RNA of Pseudoliparis swirei, 4989 nucleotides long. It is a transcript of the gene map1sa, whose product is annotated as microtubule-associated protein 1Sa. Gene Ontology annotation, cellular component: microtubule; synapse; cytosol. NCBI's taxonomy places the organism in Eukaryota, Metazoa, Chordata, Actinopteri, Perciformes, Liparidae. Gene Ontology annotation, biological process: microtubule cytoskeleton organization; regulation of microtubule depolymerization; axonogenesis. Bases 1 to 3741 code for a protein of 1246 amino acids. The record is from RefSeq and is a predicted model, not a curated record. Gene Ontology annotation, molecular function: actin binding; microtubule binding. The transcript has 7 exons.
AUGGCGGCAUCAGCAGUAGCGGAGCAGGGCGGUGGUCCCGGUGGUCCCAGUGGUCCCGGUUCUUACCGGACUGCGGCGGCGGACUACUCGGUGCUCGUGGUGGUGGGGUCGCUGCGGCCCGCCGGACUGCUGGAGCGGCUGCUGCGGCAGAUUGAUUCGGGUGUGCGCUGCUGGCCUGUACAUCUGGACGUCUCUCUUCUGGACCAGCAGCUGAAGCUCUUCGUGUCGAGACACCUGGCCUUCCUGUCGGAGGACGUCCCAGGACAGAGGACGCUGCAGCACCGCGGAGACGUCCUGGACACUCAGGUGGUCGUGAACCCGACUCACGGCUUCGUCUGCUCACAGGUGCGGCGGCUCGUCUGUGAUCCAUCUCCACACAAACUUCUGGUUCUGGCCGGUCAGUGUUUGGAAGAGUCCGGAGAGAUCGUGUUCCAGAGAGGCUGCUUCUCCCUCCGAGACCUCCUCCUCAUCUUAGAAGAAGAUGAGGUGGUUGAGUUGUUGCGCUCGCCGGCCUCGGGGACGAAGGCCCGCCUGACCCUCAGCUGUCCAGACGUGGGUGUUUGGAAGACGUCUGUGUUGGAGGACCAGCUGCAGGACUACAUCCAGCUCCAGAUCAACCCCCCCGCCGUCCUCCCGCAGAUGGAGGGUCUGCAGGAGUUCACGGAGUACCUGUCCGAGUCUCUGGAGGCCGAGUCCCCCUUCGAGCUCCUGGAGCCCCCGAGCACCGUGGGCUUCCUGAAGCUGUCUCGGCCGUGCUGCUACAUCUUCCCCGGAGGGAGGGGGGACUCUGCCUUCUUUGCCGUUAACGGUUUUAACGUCCUGGUGAACGGCGGCUCAGAUUCCCGCUCCUGUUUCUGGAAACUUGUUCGGCACCUGGAUAGAAUCGACUCGGUGCUCCUGACUCACAUCGGCGUGGACAACCUCCCCGGGCUGAACAGUCUGCUGCUGAGGAAAGUGGCGGAGCAGGAAGAGGAGUCGGCUGGAUCUCAGACUGAGGAGGACUGGAUGAAAAACCUCAUCUCCCCUGAGAUCGGGGUGGUCUUCCUCAAUGCUCCCCACCGGUUGAAGUCCUCCCGGGGAGAUCCCGGCGAGCUGCGGAGUUGUGACCAGGUGGCGCUCACUCUGCAGAAUUUACAAAAACUUUCCAUCAAACCUGAACCUCUCAGUCGGUCUAACGGACCCAGGAUAGAACCAGUAAUCUUGUUUCAGAAGAUGGGAGUGGGCCGUCUGGAGCUGUACCCACUGAACCCCGUCACUGGCAGCAAAAACCUUGACGCUUUAAUGCAGAUUUGGCCAAAUAACGUAUCCGAUGUUAAGGGUUCAGAUCUUCCUCUACCGUGCCUUGUUUCCAUCUGUGCUUUGCUGGUCUGGCAUCCUUCAAGUCCUCAGGAGAGAAUCAUCCGUGUCCUUUUUCCCGGCUGCACGCCGCAGACCAAGAUCCUGGACGGACUUGAAAAACUCAAACAUUUGGAUUUCCUCAAACAUCCGGUCGUGUGUUUGGAGGACCGAGAAACAUCCAGAUCCGAGAAACAACCAAAACGAGCAGAGAGUCGGGAAAGCCUGAAGUCCCAGUCGAAGGACUUCCGUCCAAGCAGUGCCUUGCAGAAAGACAAGCUCGCACGAGUGGAUGUCAAAAAACAGGAGGCGAGAACGCUGCCGACCCCCGCGGAAAGAACGCAUAAAGAAAAGAAAGAUGGGGAAGAAAAGCCCAAACUAAAGGAUCCAGAUGUCAAAUCAAAUCCACCGAAACUGACUGAGAAGUUGGUUCCAAAGAAAGAUGUGUCAAAAGAGGAGAAAAAAGAAGUGAAAAAGAAGAAUGAGAAGGUCACUGGAAGAUGGAGGAGAGAAAAAGAAGCUAUAAAAAAAGAAACUUUAAGUAUGAAAGCAAAGAAAGACGUCAAACCGGAACCAAAGAAAGACGGACCGAAGGAUGGGAAAAGCGCCAGACCAGCUGUGAGAGAAGUAAAGAAAGCAGCAAGUGGAGCUUCAAGUACAGAAGGAAAGAAAACUUGUGGAAAGAGUGGGAGUCUGAAAAAAGAAGGGACUCUUCCAAAGAAAGACACUUUCGGGACCAAAGGUAAACCAGGUACAAGGGAGCAGGAAAACCAGAAGGUGGCAGAUCGCUCCAAGGUGUUCACACCUGAGGAGAUGAUGGCGGACUUUGAAAGACUUCGAUUGGAGGACAACAAUGGGAACGACUCCAAGGACCUGAAUUCUGAUGGAGCAAAGACCAAUGGGAACCAGACCUCGACGGUAGAGAGUCCAGAGAAGUUUGGUUGUAUGGAGACGGCCCAGCUCUCCAAUAAGAACUCUGCCUCUCAUUUAGCAGGACAUACCGCUUCCCAUCGGAAAGAGGACCGUCUGAGUUUAAGAGACGUCUCCGGGGCGAGAGGAUCCAGUCUGGGCUUUGAGGACAGCAGGACCUCCGACCUGGAAAACUCUCCAUCCUCUCAGGAUAAGCAGUCGGGUCUUUUGAUGCUUAGUCCUUUGAAAGGCAUGGAGCCAGACUCCUCCACCUCCAUGCCGGCGGAGGUGGGCUCUCCUCACUCCACAGAAGUUGAUGAAUCCUUGUCGGUUUCUUUAGAGCAGGCUCUGCCAGCCACUGACCCCUUGGGAGACGGAGUCUACUCUAAUGGACAUAUUAGAAGCUCGGACUGCAUCACGAGGAUGGCCUUACCUCCGGGAUCGAACCGUAACGGCCUCAGUGGAUCAGUGGAUCACAUCCACGGGAUGUCAGGCCUCGUCUCAGAUGUUCCACAUGAUGUAGACCUCUGCUUAGUGUCGCCUUGUGAGUUCCAACACCCCAAGACUCCAGACAACCAUCAGCAGCAUUUCCACCCCGGCCUCGCCAUCGACUCCCCCGACCUCUCUGACAACAACAACCACUCCCAGGAUCAAAGCAGCAGUGACGGCCCUUCAGCCGACAGCCAGGAAACUCCACCGGCCAGCGACUCCGUCCCCACAGCCACGGACUCUGACGUCCCCCCUUGUGCAGAGGAAUGUCCAUUCAUCACCGCAGAGAUGGACUCGGAUGAUGAUUCCGGUAGCCUUUUCCCACCCAGUCAUCCAGAAGAUCCUCCCAGUCCCCACUACUGCCACAGGGUGGGGUCUGACCCCCCACCUGCCCCAGUCAAGGAUUUGCCCCCGUUGCCGCCCCAGCCUGGAGCCUGCAUGGCCGACGCAGAGGCCGGCAAGAACUUGAAGAGUUCAGCUGCCAAGACCAAGAAACCAACUGGUCAAGCGCAGAAGGCCACCGCAGGAAGCACCCCAGGCCAGACCGGCAAGUCCCCGAUGGCGUCCCUGAAGAUGACGUCCAGCAUCGACACAAAGCCAUCCUCCAGAAAGUCACUUGGAGGCUCCAGAAUUGGUCCUGGCAAAGUGUGUUCCUCAGCUGGUUCCGCGGUCUACGUGGACCUGGCCUACCUGCCGUCUGGCUGCGCCUCUUCGACCGUGGACCUGGACCUGUUCAGACGCCUCCGCUCCUCGUAUUACAUCAUCAGCGGAGACGGCCCGCUGAAGGAGGCGGCGAUGAGGAGCAUCCUGGACGCCCUGCUGGAGGGGAAGAGCAGCUGGCCGGAGGUCCAGGUGACUCUGAUCCCAACGUUCGAUUCGCUGGCGAUGCACGAGUGGUACCAGGAGACCCACGCCCGGCAGGAGGAGCUGUGCAUCACCGUGCUGGGCAGCAACAGCACCGUCGCCAUGCAGGAGGAGACCUUUCCCGCCUGCAAGGUGGAGUUCUGAGCCGGAAGCCCCGCCCACCGGCGGAGAGCAGACUUUGAUUGUUGCCAUAGUUACGUCCUGACGGAGCAAUGAAAGGUUUCCUUUCAUUUACUGAGCAUGCUCAGUAACUCGUUCUUCGUCUAAAAGUCGGUGAAUAAGGAAGUCCAGAUUGUGGUCGUUUACAUUUCCUGCAGCUGUGUGACAUCACUUCCUGUGUCUUCCUGCCACUUCCUCUCUGCUGUAUCAGGGCCUUCAGCUCACUGCUAACUAGCAUUUAGCAUGAGGCCCGAUGUUAACGUCAACAUCCUCGUUUGGUUUGUUUUCAGUUCAACCAGUUGAGUCUAAAUCAUUUAUUCAAAGCACAGAUCUUUAUUGACAAAGCACAAACAUAUUCUAAUUAUAAUAAGUUUCUUUUCAUUCUAAUAACAUUUAACUCAUUGCAUCGGCUUUGUAUCGCAUCUUUAUCUCUAAAUUACAUCAUUACAUUUAUCUCUAGUUGAAUAGAGUUUAAUCUCAUGAAUAGAGUUUAAUCUGGUCAUUAAUAGAGUUUAAUCUCAUGAAUAGUGCUUAAUCUGGUCAUGAAUAGUUUGGUUGUAGAGCUUUAAACACAGAUCUCUGCAGCUCGAAACACUACAUUUCCCAUGAGCCUCAGCGUUUACAUAGUAAUCAUUUAACUCUGCUCUGCAGUUGCUGAAUUGAUCCAAAAUCUAAAAGUAAAUUUAUUAGAAUUUAUCUGCCCGGCAACCAUAUGGAGCUCUCUGAUUGGAUGCGUACUACAGCAGUGCUUUCUGGGACUUGUAGUCCUUUCCCAGACGUGAACCUGAUCACAUUCAUCCUUCAGACACACUUUUCAAUCUUUAACUUAUUUAUUUAUUUAAAUCGUGUGUAUCUGCAGCUUCCUGGAUGCUCAUUGAUCAUCAUGAACGGAUCGAUCAAUAUCCGGUUAUUGAUCUGCAGUUCACAGACAAGGUUUCAUUCACCACAAUAAUGUAUUUUUCAAGAAUGAGUCAUAUUUCGUUAAAGAUUUGAUUAUUAUUUCAACUAAUUGUCUUAUUUUGUUUUUUAUUCAUUAAAGUACAACUUAAUUCUCAAGUUAUUGAUCGUUUUACUUGAUGUCGUACUUUAAUUAUUUAGACAUGUUUGAAAGUGUUAAAAUGGGAUUUAUUAGUCUACACACAUACGCACACACACACAUGUACACGCACACAUUUACACACACAUACCUCAUCUGUGUACUGAUUCUUUCAAAAUAAAAGUCCCUUAAAGUGU